AUGACUGUAUUCGAGACUGCAGUGCGAAGCGAAGAUGCGGCGGACUUGUCUACACAACAUGAUGCCUUAGAGGACGCUGAUCUCUUUUCUAUUGCUAAGAGAAACUCAGGAAAUGAUGAGGAGGAAAGUGAUGAAGUCGAGAAGAAAAGGCAAAAACCCAACGACAAGGGGGGGACCUUCACCUUAAAGGAUGUUAUUUCGUUAAUAGAAAAGCGAUCUUUGUAUAGGCGUGUGACAAAAGAGACCGGCGACGUAAUAUUUCAACAAUUCAAGAACCGGCUGCUUCGUCAUAUCAAUUUGUCCUUACCUGCAUCCGAGAUCAGCAUAUAUCCUUACCUGCGUAACACAAAAGCCGAAAUUUCAAGAAUGUUAAAGCAGUCCAUUGUACAGAAGGAGAGCCAUUCAGCAAUUAUAAUUGGUCCACGGAACAGUUAUAAGACUUUUCUGAUUGAGCACGAGCUAGAGCUUUUGAAUCAGGAAUACAGUAACCAAUUCAUCGUCAUAAGAUUAAACGGGUUUAUCCACUCAGAAUCCUCUGCAAUCAAAGGGAUUGCUACCCAGUUGGAGGAACAAUUGCAAAAACUUCACGGCGUUCAUCAUUCCUUUCCAAAAAAGGAAGAAGAAAUACCGUCCGAGGAUGGAGAGAAUGAAAUUAGUAAAGGGUCACUUACUGAUGUAUUUGAAAGGAUCUUAAGGCUGCUGGAUUCCGCAUCACAAAGAAGUUCUGGCGAUGCCAACGAAAAGGACAAGGGAAUCACCAAGAUUACUGUUGUUUUUGUAUUUGACGAGAUCGACACGUUUGCAGGGCCCAUUCGGCAAACACUAUUGUAUAAUUUAUUUGAUAUGGUUGAGCAUGCAAGGGUUCCAGUUUGCAUUUUUGGUAAUACGACGAAGAUUAACAUGUUGGAUUAUUUGGAGAAGAGAGUUAAGAGUAGAUUUUCGCAGCGGAUGAUCUACAUGCCUAAUUUCAGUGGAUUGGAUGACUUUAAAGCAAAUGUGGUAAGUCAGAUGGUACCUUCAGGCGAUGAUCCAAUCACGACAGCGUGGCUACACAUGGUGGAAGCACAGACCAGAGAUGAAAACUCUUCAUUCUUCCAAGAACUGAAGAGAAACUAUGAAACCGUACAAUCUUUGCCCGAGUGGAGUAAUGCAGUGCUGCCAAUACUCUCUUUCGCCACUGAUUUAGACGACAUGAGGGACAAAUUAGGAUCCGCAAAUUUUACGAGGCAGUGGCGUUUAAACCAGUUAGAAUUAGGACUGACGUCCCGAAUCCAGUCGCUUUCAGAAUUAGAGCUUGCAAUACUGAUUGGAAGUGCCCGUGUGGCUUUGAAAUCCAAGGACCACGUAAUAAACUUCAACCUUGUCUACGUGGAAUACAAAGAGCUAAUGAAAAGUCUAAACAGCAGAAUCCCCACAGCAAGCGCUCUACACCCUACGAAGAUGUUCGAAAAUGCAUUGAAGAUAUGGUCUAAACGCGAUGUCAAAAAUGUCUGGGAGACAUUAGAAGAAUUGAAUCUUAUAACCGAGAAAUCGGCAGUAGGCCUUAGGGACAGCGCUGCUGCGGUUUUUUUUGCUAGUAACUACACAUUCCAGGGGACGAACAUGCCUUUUGAUCUGCGCGCAUACCAUUCGCAAGUGACGCUCGCUGAACUGCGUAGAGUCAUCCCCAAGACAUCGAUCUAUCAACCUUGGACCCAACUAUAA
This is a messenger RNA of Huiozyma naganishii CBS 8797, 1704 nucleotides long. RefSeq names its product origin recognition complex subunit 4 (gene ORC4). Gene Ontology annotation, biological process: DNA replication; DNA replication initiation. Gene Ontology annotation, cellular component: nucleus; nuclear origin of replication recognition complex. NCBI's taxonomy places the organism in Eukaryota, Fungi, Ascomycota, Saccharomycetes, Saccharomycetales, Saccharomycetaceae. The transcript has a single exon. The record is from RefSeq and is a predicted model, not a curated record. The coding region runs from base 1 to 1704 and encodes 567 amino acids. Gene Ontology annotation, molecular function: DNA replication origin binding.